This is a messenger RNA of Pelobates fuscus (common spadefoot toad), 1061 nucleotides long. RefSeq names its product solute carrier family 25 member 45 (gene SLC25A45). Gene Ontology annotation, biological process: transmembrane transport. Gene Ontology annotation, molecular function: transmembrane transporter activity. Bases 39 to 911 code for a protein of 290 amino acids. Gene Ontology annotation, cellular component: mitochondrion. The record is from RefSeq and is a predicted model, not a curated record. The transcript has 6 exons. NCBI's taxonomy places the organism in Eukaryota, Metazoa, Chordata, Amphibia, Anura, Pelobatidae.
GUUUAAGGUGAAAUCUGUUCUUAUCUGAUCGUGUUGCAAUGCCUGCUAUUGAAUUUGUCGCAGGGUGGAUUUCAGGUACCAUUGGUAUUGUAGUUGGACACCCUAUUGACACAGUUAAGGUACGCCUGCAAACACAGUCCCAAUACCGUGGAAUUCUGGACUGCAUAUUGAAAACGUAUGGAAGAGAGACAAUAUUUGGUUUUUUUAAAGGAAUGAGUUUCCCUGUUGGAAUGGUGGCGAUCAGCAAUUCUUUAAUGUUUGGAUCAUAUAGCAAUGCACUGCUCUACCUAAGUGGCAAACAUUUUGAAGAUCGAGCAAAUCCAAAACAUAAUCUCCACAUUUUUAUGGCUGGCUGCUUUGCUGGAGGAGUACAAGUUAUAUUUACUGCUCCAGUUGACCUCAUCAAAGUUAGACUACAGAAUCAGACCGAAUCAUUUAAGAGCCAUGGGAAAACACUCCAUGUGAAGUCUUUAUACAAAGGUCCUUUUCAUUGCGCUGCCUGCAUCCUCAGGAAAGAAGGCGUUGCUGGACUUUACAGGGGUUCUAUUGCUUUGACUUUACGGGAUGUGCCAACCACUGGACUAUAUUUCCUUGCUUAUGAGGUUCUCUGUAAGUGGAUGACCAACGACGGAGCGGUACCAGGUACAUGGGCAAUGCUAUUUGCUGGUGGCUGUGCAGGGACUGUAGGGUGGGCUGCUGCAAACCCCAUGGAUGUAAUAAAAUCUCGCAUGCAGAUGGAUGGGAUCAAUGGCAGUAAAUAUCGAGGGAUUUUGGACUGUUUUGUAAAAAGUGUUCAAGAGGAAGGAGCAAACGUCCUCUUGAAAGGUCUUACUAUUAACAGCCUCAGAGCCUUUCCUGUUAAUGCAGUAACAUUCUUAAGCUAUGAGUUACUUCUUCAGACAUUGAGGUGAACUUUGAUUCAGUGGUGAACCCCCCCAAAAUGACUGCAUUAGUUUAAAUAAUGGUCUAUAUACCUCCGUGUGAACCUCUUUAGGAGCUGUGGGAACAACCAACCUACAAAUGCACUGUGAAUUUCAGUUUGCACAACUUCCUUCUGCAUU